UUCAAUAUGCUUAGAUAGAAAGUUAAUGGCAAUUUACUUUUCCAUGUUGAAUUUCGACAUAGGGGGCUACUACACCAUUAGUAUCAGAGAAGGGUUGGUGAUCGUUGUGUUGAACACAAACUUGUAUUAUACCAACAACCAAGUGACUGCUGACAUGACCGACCCUGCAGGACAAUUUCAGUGGUUUGAUCAGGUCUUAGAACAAGCAGCUGAAAAUGGUAAUAAGGCCUACGUGAUUGCACAUAUUCCACCGGGCAUGUCUGAGGAAGGCCAUUCAAUUCUGAGACGACAAUUCAACCAGAGAUUGAAUGACCUUAUCAUUAAACACAAGAAAACCAUAGCAGCCAUGUUUUACGGUCAUCAACAUACUGACACGUUCAAACUUUGGUACGAUCAGGGUGAACCAGUAGUAUUUGCACUGAUAGCACCUUCCGUGACACCAUGGAGUUCUCAUAUUCCCCCAGUUUACUUAAACCAGCCUGUUCACAACCCAACCAUCCGGCUCUUGCAAUACGACAGACAGAGCUUCCAGGUCAAAGACUAUUGGCAUCAUUACCUGGAAUUGUCCGAUGCCAAUAAGAAGGGCGAAGCACAGUGGAAAAAAGGAUACAAGUUUAGCGAGGCAUAUGGCACUGAGGAAGUCUCGUCUAUCUCAUUAGCGCACGUGGUGUCAAAUUUUGAUAAGAGGACCGAUGUCUUCAUGAAAUAUUUGCGUUAUAACAUCAACAGUGCUAAAGGCGAAACAAUUAAGACAUCUUGUGACGCCAAAUGCAAACGCCGUUAUAUUUGUUCUAUCAAAGAAGUGGAUGCAGAAAGAUUAAAAAAAUGUAUUUAA
Molecule: messenger RNA, 835 nt
Organism: Lingula anatina
Lineage: Eukaryota; Metazoa; Brachiopoda; Lingulata; Lingulida; Lingulidae
Product: acid sphingomyelinase-like phosphodiesterase 3b
Molecular function (GO): phosphoric diester hydrolase activity
Source: RefSeq, a predicted model, not a curated record